Molecule: messenger RNA, 2773 nt
Organism: Scleropages formosus (Asian bonytongue)
Lineage: Eukaryota; Metazoa; Chordata; Actinopteri; Osteoglossiformes; Osteoglossidae
Gene: adgrl4
Product: adhesion G protein-coupled receptor L4
Exons: 16
Coding region: 46-2262 (738 amino acids)
Biological process (GO): adenylate cyclase-activating G protein-coupled receptor signaling pathway; cell surface receptor signaling pathway
Cellular component (GO): plasma membrane
Molecular function (GO): G protein-coupled receptor activity; calcium ion binding
Source: RefSeq, a predicted model, not a curated record
CAGAACGAAAGGUUCAGUUAAAAGUGAUCCUCUUCUCGCGCAAGUAUGGAGUGUUUACUGAAGUCCCCAAUGAAACUUGUACUUUUAGUGGCAUGGCUUUCUAUUCUGCUGGGCCCUGGAAAGUUUUCUGAAGUUUGCAAAAAAUGUCAUAAGGAUGCAAAGUGUGAAAAUAAAAACGGCUCAGAAAAGUGCCUCUGCAAUCUUGGAUAUACUGGUGAUGGGAUAAAGUUCUGUGCAGAUGAUGACGAGUGUCAAAAUGUCACAGACAUAUGUGGCAAAAAUGCCAACUGCACCAACACUCUGGGAAGUUACUUCUGUACAUGUAACCCUGGCUUUAAAUCUACAGGGCUCAGCUCAUUUCAGACAAAUGACGGGACACUUUGUGAAGAUAUUGAUGAAUGUAAGAAUGAGAAAGUCUGUGGUCCAUUCUCCCACUGCCACAAUACAAAUGGAUCCUAUUACUGCUCUUGUCAACGGGGUUAUGAUCCAGUUUCAGAAACUAAACCCAAGGAUGGCAGGUUUUGUAUAGAGAGUCCAAAGAAAAACUGUCAUCUCAAUGACACCUGCAUCUCAAAGAUUGUUAACAAAACAAUUGGCAGUAUGACCAAUAUUACAAAACCGCUACCCCUACUGGAGGAGAUAAGAAAGCAAACUUCUGGGGAACUAUCACCAGUUGAUGUAAUUUCAUAUGUGGAGGCCUUAUCUCAUUCAGUCACAUUAUUAAAUCCUGUGGAUGAUACCAGCACUAAUAUGGAGGCUCUGGCCAAUGAAACAAUAACAGAAUUUAUAAGCACAGUUAACAACCUUGUUGAAAAGGAUGAAAUGAAUGCAUGGUAUAAAAUAAAGACAGAAGACCGGGAAAGGACUAUUACUAAACUCUUGCAUACUGUGGAAGAAGCAACACUGAGUAUUUCUAAGAACUACAAAACAUCAACAGAGGUGGAGGUAAACAGAGAACAUAUAGCUCUUAAACUGUAUGCCUUUGAUUCCGAACAAACUAAAACGAUUAAUAUUCAAACUACAGUGAAAGAGGAUUUUAUAAAACUAACUUCUAAAAAAACAAAUCUAAAGGGAAAUGUCUCUAUUGUCUUUCUGCAUUAUAAUGGCAUUAGUAAUCUUCUGAAACAUAGCAAUGACAGACCUGUAAUGGACUAUGAACAGUUUGCAGAAGAUUUUACUGUGGCAUCUCAGGUGAUAGCAGUGGCAUUAAAACCAGCAAACAUCUAUAAGGUUGAACAUAUCACAUUUUCACUGAAACACUCGCAGCCAGUUGACUCUGAAGCUCAUGUCACCAAAUGUGCUUUCUGGGAGUACUCCCCACCGAUUAUGAAAGGCCGCUGGGCCACAACAGGUUGUGAACGCUCUCAUGCGAACAGAUCCCACACGACCUGCAGCUGCAACCACCUGACACACUUUGCCAUCCUGAUGUCCUCCGGACGUGCAGAUCUAUCACCACAUGUGGAUAUCCUGACCAGAAUCACCCAGCUUGGAAUGAUCAUUUCACUCAUUUGCCUUUCCAUGUGUAUCUUUACUUUCUGGUUCUUUAGUGAGAUACAGAGCACAAGGACCACUAUUCACAAAAACCUUUGCUGUAGUCUCUUCAUGGGUGAAUUUAUUUUUCUUGUUGGAAUUAAAAUGAGUGCUCAUAAACUGUUCUGCUCCAUAGUUGCUAUGCUGCUGCAUUAUUUCUUUUUAGCUGCUUUUGCUUGGAUGUGUAUCGAGGGGAUACACCUUUACCUGAUAGUGGCUGGUGUGAUCUACAAUAAAGGUUUCCUGCACCGAAAUUUUUACAUUUUUGGCUAUGGAAGUCCUGCAGUAGUGGUGAUAAUUUCUGCCACACUAGGUUACAAAUAUUAUGGCACCAAUAAAGCGUGCUGGUUAAGUACAGAAAACAAUUUUAUCUGGAGUUUCAUUGGACCUGCUUGUUUGAUUAUUCUGGUAAAUCUCUUGGCUUUUGGAGUCAUCAUUUAUAAAGUGUAUCGCCAUACCGCUAUAAAGAAGCCUGAAAUCAGCCACUAUGAAAAUAUAAGGUCUUGUGCUCGCGGUGCCCUCGCACUUCUGUUUGUCCUUGGUGCAACCUGGACUUUUGGUAUCCUUCACAUCCUUCAUGAGACUACUGCUACAGCGUAUCUCUUCACCAUCUUCAAUGUUUUCCAGGGAAUGUUCAUUUUCAUCUUCCUGUGUGUCCUGUCCAGAAAGAUUCAAGAGGAGUACUACAGAUUGUUCAAAAAUGUACCAUGUUGCUUCGAGUGCCUUAGAUAAACAUUACAGUAUGCCCAUGGAGGAGAAAUGCAAUACUUGUGUACACCAACAUGUAUCUUUAAAGAAAAACUAUUAAAAUAAAGUGUCCACUGCUAAUUCCAUAAAAAGUUUAAAAACCCUUUCACAGGCUGUUGGAACUGACACCUUCGUUCAGUGAUGCAUGAACGUCUAUGUUUAAUUUACAUUAUGUAUAAUUUACGUCACGUUUUCUAUAAUUUAAUGUAAAUUUGACUGCAAAAAACAAAUGUGUUUUAAUGUACAACAUACAUCAAAAACUUGUGUAACCGAUUUGCUCACUAACAUUUGGGCAACACCAACAAUGUCAGCUAAAUUAAGUGGAUAUCUUUCAUCAUUGUUUUUUGUUAUUUCAAUGUUUAUGUCGAUGUCAAUGCUAUUUUUUACUGCCAAAAGUGAUAAAUACCACAAGAAACACUCAGUAUUACUGUGUGAAAAUACAUAAUAUUAAUCUGAUAUUGAUAUGGUGAUUUUAGAAAAAUGCUAUGACUUUGAU